Rubroshorea leprosula is the source of this 549-nucleotide messenger RNA. The record is from the annotation of a GenBank genome assembly. NCBI's taxonomy places the organism in Eukaryota, Viridiplantae, Streptophyta, Magnoliopsida, Malvales, Dipterocarpaceae.
GUUACAUGUAUAGUGUUUAGCAUCUUUAAUAAUUGUGUUGGGUCCUUUUUAUUUUUGUGUAAUGCUCAGCAUCUAUAAUGCAUAUGUUGUUUCCUUUCUUGCAAACAUGUAAACCUUUGGUUGUAACCUUCCGUGCCUACUCUAAAGAUCAGAUCCUUAGAAUUCUUCGGGAGAGGCUCAUGGCACUACCCUAUGUUGUAUUCCAACCACAAGCAUUGGAGCUUUGUGCCAGAAAAGUUGCAGCUGCAUCUGGAGAUAUGAGGAAAGCACUUUCUGUAUGCAGGAGUGCAGUGGAGAUGUUGGAGGCAGAGAUGAGUGAAUCGUCAAGCAGCCUGAAUUCGUCAGUGGGAGAGGUCACUGAUCAGCAGACACCUCCAGACCUUGAAGUCUUCAAAAGACAACAAAACAUUCCCGUCACAUUUCAGGUCAGGAUUGAUCAUAUGGCUGCUGCAUUGUCAAAGACAUUUAGAUCACCAGUAGUUGAUACCAUACAAUCUCUUCCACAACAUCAACAGGUAAGUUUGUGCUAGUAGCAUAUGAACUUCAAUA